Owenia fusiformis is the source of this 1273-nucleotide messenger RNA. The record is from the annotation of a GenBank genome assembly. Lineage: Eukaryota; Metazoa; Annelida; Polychaeta; Sabellida; Oweniidae.
UAAUAUUGAUAUACGUAGCUUGCAUACCUAAAUAAAAAAUAAACUCUUCUAAUCCCCUAAUGUAAACACGGCGGUAUACGUAGCCCGAUUUAUCGGGGACUUUAAGAGAAAAACAUUGUUGAAUUCAGUUCACCAUAUCGAUACCUAUCUAUCUAUCCUUUCUUUAAAUUAGGCCUACGUUCAAUUUUAGUAAAAAUUAGGAUCGAUUCCCGUAGAAACGAUGGGUUGGCAGGUCAGGAACUUAAGUGUUUGCUUGCCUUUCGUUUUAACCAUUUCAACUUAAUUGAAAAUAACAAAAUGGGUAAAAAACGUUGCCUAUGAAUGACAUGUAUUAAAAUUCGAAUUAAUUAAAUAAUUCAAGGCUACAAAUAUGGUCGCUCUUUUACACAUUUUCACCUGUUUUAAGACUACCUGUGUAAAACGCCGACCGGUCGGUGGUCGGUAGGGUCGGUAUUUUUCGUAAACCCCUUUCCCAUAGUUCAUUGUUGGUAAAUAUGAACAAAUCCUAAGUCAGCAUUGUUGUUAUGUUUGAAAAUAUAGUGGUCGUCUCCAUGGUAACAUUACAUAUUGGCAUUGUUGUGUUAGGAAAAGGUCCUGUACCAUCCCAUGGUACACAUAACAUAGUCAAUUCCUCCGGGUAUUUGACAACAAGUCUAAUGAGCACUCCUAUACCGACUAUAAACAGACAUAUAAGCACUGUUAUCCCUCUUCGACACAACAAUUCAGCGUUCGUGAGUUCACCAGUGUGUUCAAGUUUUUCUAAAUCAAUUGGUGCAUUCUCUAGAGUAUAUGAGUUUGCAAAUUGUUUCUUUAGUCUGCUGGACUUCGUGGAUAAGGUGGAGAUGCUUGACCUUGUGAACAUGGUGGAGUUGUCAUCACUCUGCCCAAAACCUCUUUCUUUGUUAUUAUUGAUAAGUGCUGCAAUAAGAAAUGCAAUGAUAAAAUCAAUUCCAUUUUAAGUAGUUUGAAUGCAAAAAUAUACAUCUUUUGAUCAACUCUUGAUCUUACUUACUUUGUCUAAUAUUCCUCCCCAUUAAUCUCGAUUUAAUUGAAGUUUUGUGCUGGCUCAUAUUUUUCUAUUUGAAAACACAAUGCCAACUUUUUACAGAUCAUAAUUUAGGAUAUUGAUUAUGUGCUCUUUCCACUUUUGGCAUUGCGCCACUUUCUUAAACAUGAUAUUUACCUGUAGUUUCAGAUGCUUUACUGGUGUCUAAUAUCAUUGUCUGAUUAAACAUCGAGUCAUCUCCCAUCACCCCAGCUCUUUCCUGGGCCU